Messenger RNA from Lampris incognitus (smalleye Pacific opah), 674 nucleotides. RefSeq names its product thyroid stimulating hormone subunit beta a (gene tshba). Gene Ontology annotation, molecular function: hormone activity. Gene Ontology annotation, biological process: G protein-coupled receptor signaling pathway. Bases 143 to 583 code for a protein of 146 amino acids. Gene Ontology annotation, cellular component: extracellular region; cytoplasm. The transcript is spliced from 3 exons. Lineage: Eukaryota; Metazoa; Chordata; Actinopteri; Lampriformes; Lampridae. The record is from RefSeq and is a predicted model, not a curated record.
CGGGGACUUGGGAUGGAGGUGGAUUAUGGCGGUCUUAUAAAGAGGUGCCGCUGCGUGGAGAUGCUCAGACAGCAUCGUCAGGCCUGCAGGUGCCCACAUUUCCCCCGGUCCGGAGUUUGAUUGGAAAAGCGGCUCGCUUAACAUGCAUGUCUUACUGGUGAUCUGCGGCCUCCUUCCUCCGCUGUUCGGUCCGGCUGUUCCCAUGUGUGCGCCCACUGACUACACCUUGUAUGUGGAGAAGCCGGAGUGUGACUACUGUGUGGCGAUCAACACGACCAUUUGCGUGGGAUUCUGCUACUCGAGGGACAGCAACAUAAAAGCUGUAGUAGGACCACGCUUCGUUGUCCAGAGGCGCUGUACCUACGACGAGGUGGAGUAUCGCACGGCCAUACUGCCCGGUUGCCCUAUGGACGCCAACCCAGCCUUCAGUUACCCCGUGGCUCUCAGCUGCCAUUGCAGCACCUGCAAGACCGACAGCGAUGAGUGUGUCCACAGGGCCAUCAAGGACAGAGCUAGCUGUACCAAGCCCCAGAGACACGUCUACCCGUAUCCUCACCAGGAUGACGACACGCUCCCAUUCUGAGUCCGGUACUGCUGCUGCUGUCACCGACACCCCAGAGGCGGCGCAUUGUUGAUUGAUCCAGCUUGCUUGUGUGUUUAUUUUCUGUGGGACA